Anarrhichthys ocellatus (wolf-eel) is the source of this 440-nucleotide messenger RNA. RefSeq names its product kunitz-type protease inhibitor 2-like. The record is from RefSeq and is a predicted model, not a curated record. The transcript is spliced from 4 exons. Lineage: Eukaryota; Metazoa; Chordata; Actinopteri; Perciformes; Anarhichadidae. Gene Ontology annotation, molecular function: serine-type endopeptidase inhibitor activity. The annotation marks the transcript as partial.
AAAUUGCUGACUUCGCUGAGCACUGUGAGGUGGAGCCUAAGGUGGGUCCUUGCAGAGCAGCAUUUCAGCGCUGGUAUUACAACAGUGACAAAGGUGGCUGUGAAACAUUUAUCUACGGAGGCUGCAGAGGAAACAAGAACAACUACGUCAGCCAGGAAAGCUGCACGGUAGCAUGUACAGUCGGAGUGCUUCCCUCCUCCAAGAAAGUUGCUGCUGAUGAUGAAGUUUCAACAGAAUACAAAGAUGACUGUAUGGUGACCUCUGACCCCGGACCCUGCCGGGCUGCCUUCCCCAUGUUCUACUACGACACAAACAUUGACACCUGUCAGUCAUUCAUCUAUGGAGGUUGUCGUGGAAACCAGAACCGCUACAGCACCAUGGACGAGUGUUUGAACCGCUGCAGACGAGAGGGUAAAGACUUAACUCAAAACUACACAUAA